UUCCGAUGGCCUUCCUUCAGAUCCUGGAAAGGUGACCCAUUUCGCCCUCUCGGCUUCACAAUUAAGGAACAAAGUUCUUCCCAUUCAGUUCCUUCCGGCAGCCGCAGAGAAAGCGUAGGAUUUAAUUACUGCAUGUCAAUUGCUGCACACAUCUGAGCUUCAGAUACGAAUCAGCGUUGAAGUGAUUCGACAACAGACUGCAGUCCUCGUUGCUUUCGGCGGCAUCCGAAACAGGUCUGUUCCAGAAGAUCAUGGCAAAGCAAGACCGUCCAUAUACGCUGAUCAACGUUAUAGGAGGCCCUAUUGGAGUCUAUGAAGACCAUGUGGAGUUCCUGGAGACACACCUUAAGCUUAUCACCAUGGAGGAAUUUCUUGAAAACAAACAAGUACUCAGUCAAAAAAUUGAAGCAAUGUAUAUGUGGUUUAAAAAACCAGAGGCUACCAGGGAGCUUCUGCAAAGUCUGCCCAACUUGAAGGUGAUUGCGAACUCUGGUGUUGGAGUGGAUCACCUGGACUUGAAACUGAUCUCCAGCUUUGGAGUGAAAGUAGCAAACACCCCAUUUGCAGUCGCCAAUCCCACAGCAGACUUGGGGAUAGCUUUACUGAUGGCAUCUGCAAGGAGGAUUGUGGAAGGUUAUCAAAUUGCACUUUCUCCCGAGACCAAAUAUUUUGAAGCUGACUGGUUGGGAGAGGAAAUCAAUGGUGCGACUCUAGGAAUCAUUGGAAUGGGACAUAUUGGGUAUAAGGUAGCUCAGAGAGCCAAAGCUUUUGACAUGAAAAUUCUUUAUCAUAAUAGGAAACGGAGAACAGUGGACGAGGAACAGGCUGUUGGUGCUAUUUAUUGUCAAAACAAGGAAGACUUACUCCAGCAGUCUGACUUUGUGAUGCUGACUGUGAUUCUCACACCUCAAACACGCAACCUGAUUGGGAAAAAGGAGCUAGAACUCAUGAAACCCACUGCUACGCUCAUCAACGUCUGCAGAGGUCAGGUGGUUGAUCAGGAUGCCCUGCUGAAUGCACUCCAAAAUGGAGUUAUUAAGGCUGCAGCUUUGGAUGUGACCUAUCCGGAGCCGCUGCCAAGAGACCAUCCUUUGUUGAAGCUAAAGAACAUCAUAAUAACACCUCACAUAGGGAGUGCAACUGUAAAAGCCCGCCGCCUUAUGAUGAUCAGCAUGGUUGAAAGUAUCCUGGAUGGUGUAAACGGUCUUCCAGUACCUAAUGAGGUGCAUGGGUAAAAAGUCCUGAAUAUCUUGCAGAUAAAAUAGCAGCUCCAUGGGUUGGAUUCUUAGAUUUCAUGUAUGGAAGCACAACUUCCUGUCUCCUCCCUCCUAAAGCAGCCCAAAUGCCCUCUGAAACGGUGCUUUUGUGGGAGAUGGGAUCCUCGGGAUCAACAAAGGGGGGGGGGAUUGGAGGGCUGCCAGAGAAGAAAUUGCUGCCCCUGCACAUGCAAUUUUUUUUUUUACAGGACCUCGCUCCAUAUGAUUAUUCUAUCUUGUCUUACUAUUUUAAUUAGAAAAAGACAUCUCUGAUUUUUAUUUUCAUUGCAAAACAGAACCUACAUGUAUCAUCCUUUGAUGUGUCAAAUAAGAAAAUAAACAAGCUCUCUAGUGUC
Eublepharis macularius is the source of this 1612-nucleotide messenger RNA. Its product is annotated as probable 2-ketogluconate reductase. NCBI's taxonomy places the organism in Eukaryota, Metazoa, Chordata, Lepidosauria, Squamata, Eublepharidae. The transcript is spliced from 6 exons. The record is from RefSeq and is a predicted model, not a curated record. Gene Ontology annotation, cellular component: cytosol. Bases 252 to 1235 code for a protein of 327 amino acids. Gene Ontology annotation, molecular function: hydroxypyruvate reductase [NAD(P)H] activity; NAD binding; glyoxylate reductase (NADPH) activity.